Messenger RNA from Manduca sexta (tobacco hornworm), 5097 nucleotides. RefSeq lists its product as uncharacterized. The record is from RefSeq and is a predicted model, not a curated record. The transcript is spliced from 9 exons. NCBI's taxonomy places the organism in Eukaryota, Metazoa, Arthropoda, Insecta, Lepidoptera, Sphingidae. Gene Ontology annotation, molecular function: protein binding. The coding region runs from base 312 to 1385 and encodes 357 amino acids.
CUCUAUGACUCCGGUAAGCCACAGCUCAGUUGUUCAGCAUAUUCCAAGAAAGGCGGUCGCGCGCGCGGUCCUACUAACGCGAACUAAAUUAUUAAUAAGCGCCGAAACGCGAAGGCGUAUGUGAAACUAAAUUUGUAUGUACAAUAUUACAAUACAGUGUAGAUACGGCGAUCUGCUAAUGUAUUGUGUUUUAAAUUUUGUUAAGUGUUUGUAAAUUGUUUGAAUACGUGCUUAGGCGCUUCAAGGCGGACGUCGUGACAUUUUUUCUUUGGCGAGAAGCGACAUGGCAUGAGCGGUCGGGUAGGCGCGACAUGCGGCGCGCGCCGCCCGCGCAAACCGCCGUCGUCGCACUUGCGCUCUCUGUUCUACUGCGCUUUGUUAACGCCGGUUCAAUGGGCCCCGGUGUGCCUGAGAACAUAACAGUGACCUUCUUGAACCCCACCACGGUGAGAGUGUCGUGGUCCACCACGGCAGAGCUCGUGGAGAAGUACGAUGUCACAUACAAACCAUCGGACGCAAGUUACAGAGUGGUACUGGAGGUGGCUGGUAACUCAGAUGCGGUCAUACUGAGCGGCUUGGAAGCCGACACUCAGUACCAGGUGACUGUGGCCGCGCUGUGGGGCGGCCAUAAAUAUAGAAGCAGGCCUAUUGUCUUCCGCACGCUGGAGCCCCCGCGUACAUCGCCGCAGCAGGAUGGGGGGUUGGCGGCCGCAACCCCCCGGUCGUCGGUGGCGCCCCCCGACCCGUCGCCCACCUUCCCAACGAUACGAGGAGUGGAGAUCGGUAUCGUGGUUUUGGUGCUGAUCGUUUGGAUUGGCGCUAUUGCUUUAUUCUUCAACCGAUGGGGCAAGAUCAGAAUGCUGUUACCAUACCAGCCAGAUUACAAACAAGAACAACUAAAGGUGCCAGGAAGCAGCGCAUUGGCUGCAGCAACAGCGGGAACGACGUGCGGUGCCCAUUCUGCGCCAUCAGCAUGCUCGCACAUGCGUUGGUCACACACGCACACACAGAGCUUGGAGUGUGAGGAGCGACUUCUGGCGCGGUGCAGCAGACCGCGAGUCAACUCAGCCAUAUUCGUCUCUGCUGAGCCUACAGGAUUUGCCGGCUUUGACCCUGGCGAGUUUCUACGACGACACGGAUCUCAGUCCAAACUGUGUCGCAAAGCCAGAUCAGCAGACAACAUACCUUUAUCAACAAUGAGCGAUUCCUCAGAACGCUUAUGUAAAGCCAAACCUCCGAGAGAGGAAACAAUCAACGAAGAAGCCAAAUCCGAUGACAGUCAUGGUAGUGUGGAGACUGUUAAACAUUUUGGACUGCCGAUCCUUUCAGUGUCUGGACCGUCGCCCCCCGAUGAGGAUUAUGAUCAAAUAGACGAGUAUCUGUAGCAUUUCCACACCAGUUUCCAGCUCAAAUAUGUGCUGGAAAAGAUGAGGCCGCCCUGGCCGAGUCCUGCACAAAGUCCUUAAACUGAUUAGACUUUGGCGUCUUCGCACUGCACUGGACUUAAUGAACUUUCGUUUUGUGAUAAAAUAGUGUGUGUCUCUUUACCGAUUUGGGAAUAACGUGUGUUUAUCUAGAACUAUCGGCGCUACAACGAAGACUUUUCGCUGAUGUUCUUGUCUGUCUUGUGUGUCUUUUUAAGGGACCAUAGUCUAGCGUGGUGUGUUUUUCAUUGAUCCUAAUAUUUUUGUAUCUAUACUCUCCUGUAUCAUUGAGUGUUAGUAUAAGAACUUCGUGUAGAUUUUUACCAUUCACUAAUAUAGAUUUAAGGACUGCACAAUGAAUUAUCAAUGUUAUCUUAACAGUGCCACUUUUAACUUUAUCAAAUACGAUAAAAGCGUUGUUUAUAAACUUCUUAUAAGCAAUUUUAAUGUAAGUAUUAUAUGAAUAUUUUAUGAUAUUUAAUAAUCUGCAGUGUCUUAGCAUUUUCUUUUUAUAUAAAUAGUAUAGUUCAUUGUGAGUGUAAUUCUAAAGGCAAAUUUUUAUAUCGCAUCUAGAUGUAAACACAUUUCAUAAUAUAUAAAAGAUAAGUAGUGUAGAAUUGUAGAGAUAUGAAAUGAUUUGAAGGUUGAACUUUGGUCCAAUGAAAUGUAUUAUGUGCACAUGAUGCUUAGAAGGUAAGGGAUAGAGUUGAUAAUGAAGGCAACGUCAUUGUGUGAGAAGCAAUUCGUAUAUUUAAUAUAAUGUAAUCCAAAAUUUAUAUAUUAAUAUUUAAACUGUAGUAGACUUUGAACUAGCACUCCGAAAUCCUCUGAAAAUUAAAUUUCCGAUAAAUUAUAAUUGUUUUCACAAGUAGUGAUUGCAAGAUCCAAAUUCCAAAAUAUAAUAAUUAAUAUUUCCAAAGUCAAUUAGGAAAAUAUGCCACAGAUAUAUAACGCUAUUAAAAUAAUCGUAAUCUAAGGACGUUAGUACGAUAUAUAUCACUCAGAUUUCUAUAAGCUAUCUUAGAACAAUAUGUAUGUAGCAUAUAGCGAUCUAAUUUUGUAUAUAGAUACAUUACUAUGGCACUAAUUUAUACUGAUGUAUAAUAAGGUUUUAUAAUUAAAAUCGUUUAUUUUCAAACACCCGCUUUCUUCAUUAACUGUGAAAUAUAAAUAACAGUAAAUGUAAAGGCAUUAAUAACAAUAAACCUAUCAUCCCAAAUUUUGAAGGAACUUAUACUAAUAAUUUAAUUAAUCAUAUCGACGUAGUUGUACAGAAUGAGUAUGACUGCCGUGCUGUGGUAUUGGAUUCAAAUCUCAGGGCGGACAAAGUGAUGGUUUUUUUGUCAGUAUCAGCAAGUAUUUAUGCCCACUAUGGCGAUAGGCUUGAUCAUGUGAAAUACACAUGACGAAAAUUUGUUGUAUUAGUGGUGCCUUUGCCUUCUUCUGGGAUAAAAGGAGAGUGUGUGCUUUUACUUUACUGUUACUUUGGCUUAUUGUUAAUGAAGGGACUGGCGGUAAGUGUACGAAUCUCAACUGGUGAUCGGGGACCAGACGGACAGUACAUGUCAUUAGUAGGCCUUAUCCACGUCGGGGUAAUUCCAAAGCAUUUUAAUAUCCCACAGUUUCUAAAUAAAUCAACAGAUAUGGAAGAAGUAGAAUCUACGUACGAAGAUCUAGGCCUAGAAGUAGUCUACGUACGUCUCGUUUCGGGACAUUCUUUCUGGACCUUAGGCCUUAUCAUCAGGUGCAGUGGGGUCACUCCCGCGCUCGCUUCUAUAAAAAAGAUUAUAAUGAAUUUUAAAAUUUUAAUUUUACAUAACAUAUUGUCAUUGUAGUGCUUUUGGGAAUAUUGGUUAUUCAUAAUGAUUUUGAUGCUGUAUACGCCGCCUAUGUUAAAGCCUAAAUUUUAAAAUGUCAUUUGGGAUAGAAUUUAUUGAUAAUGAUAAAAUAAGGUUUAUCAUAUAAAGGCUUCGUAUAAUUAAAUGAGUAUGUAUGAAAAGCAUUAUGUUGUAAUGAUUAAUGACCUUUCUCGCAUUAAUGAGUAAACAGACCUAAACAAAGACUUGUAUAAUAUGAAUAUCAAUGUUAUUUAAUCGCAUUAAUUUUCUAUCAAUUAUAUAAAAAGCCAUAUUUUUGUACACAAAUUCGUAAAAUAUAAAUUUCACUUGCUCUAACUAGUAUAUUUUGAUCGAUAUAAAGCAGCCCAACAAAGUCGGCGAAUAUAUAAAAAUGAUGCUUAUAAGGUCCCAUGAACAUUUUCAUGCUGUUGAUUAUUUAGGAACUGUUGAUUUAAUAUAUCGAAAGCUACUUCAAAGCUAAGACUAUAUAAUUCCCUCCACUAUAUUAUAGAGAUAAUCCUUCAUCAAUCUUUAGAUAGUUGAGAGUUGCACAUACCCCAACGACAAAACUAUCAUGAAUUACUCCCAUUUUCCAAUUUAUUCCUAUCAUAGAAUGUAAGACAAAUAUCAACCUUCCGACAUUAGUCAAUAAAGUCCUUAAAUAUUUAGAUAAAGCUUUUUAAUCUCACAUUAUAUCAAAAACAGGAUGAGAAUACAUUUCGUGAUGGCAAUAUAGAUUUGAGAUAGAAAUAGUGAUUCGAAUUUUUAAAAGACAUUUAGAUGUUUCUAGACGUUCGGGAAGUAUCGUAAAGUCUUUGACGACUAAAUUAAGUAACGUAAAUAUUGCUUUGAAUUUUAAUCCUGUAUUGUAGAUAAUAAUUAACUCUCACGCAUUUUAAACAUUACGAUGGAACUUGUCUUGUGCCAACAAUUAUAUGUAUCCCUAUUUCAGAAUUUUUAGGUACAUUCGUGUCAGUUACAUAGUAUAAUCAUAAAUUAUAAAUAUCUGAUUAUUUCUGAACGUAAUACGAUAUAAAUAUGUGUAGAAUCUAUGAAUAUUGUUUUCCUUGCAUAUUGAACCAUAAUAUAAACUUUAGAAAUAUUUUAGGAUAACUUGUAAAAUCAAUGUGAUAUUUAUUCGUAUUUCAGUGUUAUAUCCAAAGUUGUAGAAUCUACAUAUAUUUACCAAUGAUUUGCAAUUUUUAGUACAUCCUCCUCGGUGUUACAAGACAUUAAAAUGAAUUGUAGAAUAUUAAUACUCUUAAGAAUAUUCCCAUUGUAUUUCAUCUUUGUUCAAGUUCUAAAAUUUUAAUGAUAGAUUUUAAUAAUUGAAUAUGCAAUUUCAAAAAGUCAAAUCUCGUAAAUAUAAAAUUUCUAGAAAUGUAUAUAUAUAACAACAAAUAAUAACAAAACAUCUGUAAUUUUUUAUUGCUAAUUGAACCCAAGUUAUAACCAAAUAUGCAAUCAAUUUUUUACACCACUUUAGAAAAUAAUAAGUUUUUCUAUUUCCUAAAGUUUUUACAUUUUCAGACAAGUGCCCUUGUCGAAAUUGCAUAUUCAAUUGUUUUUGUUGAUUCCUACCAAUCCAACGAAUCAUCAAUAGUCCAUUUUCAAUAUUUUUACACGGUUUAAUCUAGUGGCAGCUUGUGUAUAGUAGAAUGCGUUUACUAUAAUUCUAAUUAAAGUUGUACAUAUCUAUAAUGAACACGAUUAUAUUAUAAUAAAUGCUCAUAAUUUUAAUGUAAAUUAUUAAAUCUAUUAAGUAUAUUGUACAAUUACUAUUUACAUCCUUACGUCUAUUUACUAUCACGAUGAAAUAAAUUUAAAAAAUCUUA